Heterotrigona itama is the source of this 865-nucleotide messenger RNA. NCBI's taxonomy places the organism in Eukaryota, Metazoa, Arthropoda, Insecta, Hymenoptera, Apidae. The record is from the annotation of a GenBank genome assembly.
AAUGACGUCACUUCCCAGUUAAACGUGGCUGCCUUGCGAGUGAAGGAAGGAGUGGCUUUGCGAUCUGUCAAGUUAAAUGAUUUCUCGUGAAAAUUAAUGACUUGUUGCAUUAAUUAAGUUAUUCUCGUGUGUUUAGUACUUAUAAUUCAUCGUUCAGUAGUUCUUAUAUACAAGAAAAAUGUCGUCUUCGGGUGAUUUUGGAAACCCGUUGCGUAAAUUUAAGCUUGUCUUUCUCGGUGAACAGAGCGGCUACAAUAGGUAUAGAUUUUUUAAGCAAAACUAUGUAUCUGGAGGAUAGGACUGUAAGAUUACAACUAUGGGAUACUGCAGGCCAAGAACGGUUUAGAUCUUUGAUACCUAGUUAUAUCAGAGAUUCUACUGUUGCAGUAGUGGUAUAUGAUAUUACUAAUGCAAACUCAUUUCAUCAAACAUCAAAAUGGAUUGAUGAUGUAAGGACUGAAAGAGGAAGUGAUGUAAUUAUUAUGUUAGUGGGUAAUAAAACUGAUUUGGGUGAUAAAAGACAAGUAUCAAUGGAAGAAGGUGAACGAAAAGCUAAAGAGUUAAAUGUGAUGUUUAUUGAAACUAGUGCUAAAGCUGGAUAUAAUGUGAAACAGUGCAAGAAGUAGUUCUGCAGGACACACCAAUUGAACUGAGAGCAUCGGAGAGCAGUUGUGCAUGUUAAACCACCGAUCAGCCUAAUGGUAGACAAGACAUUGAUCUAAGUUAAUUUAUAAAUUAAACUUUCAAUGCUAGGACAGUGAUGUUCAGUCCUGUGUUCUUUUCCUAGUUUACCAUAUGGAAAGGAACAGUACUGUACUGAAGAGCUGUACUGAUUUUUUGUGAAAAAAAAGAAAAAAAAAAGAAA